This is a messenger RNA of Culex pipiens pallens (northern house mosquito), 2203 nucleotides long. RefSeq lists its product as uncharacterized. The coding region runs from base 1583 to 2161 and encodes 192 amino acids. The record is from RefSeq and is a predicted model, not a curated record. The transcript has 3 exons. Lineage: Eukaryota; Metazoa; Arthropoda; Insecta; Diptera; Culicidae.
CAUUUCAUCAAUUUAAUUGAUCCAUCCAAGCAAGCCGAGUGUGGUUUGGCGAUUUGGUACCGCGUUGUUGUUCAUUUUAAAGUGCAUAAAAGAAGGAAGAGGAAGUGCAGCAAAGCUGGCGUAGAUUCGGGCUAUGCGGUGAAAAUCUUGAACGGAGGCUUAUUUUUCAAUUCCCGACGACGAGUGAGGCGCAUUACAGUUCCGACCUUCUAGCAGUGACCGGAAUGCGGAAAUGGUGGGCAGCACCGUUCCGACGUUGUUCGGAUUCGCAACGCUGGACAGCAGCAAGUACCGAGUUUUGUCCAGAUCGAAACCCACGGCGGCAAGGACAUCGCCACGAACCUGGACAACACCUUUCAGAAGCUCAAAAAGAACUAGGACCGGCAAGUACGAGCUGGACGUCGUAAAAGUGGUCCUCACGUUCUGGCCCCGGCUGUACAGGAAUCCGGGUGCGUGAAACGGCCCAGCGGGCACAGGUGGCGGUCGUCGCGAAGGCAGGCAAGAACAUCGCGCCGUAUUUGACGUAGUAGGCGCUGGCCUGGAUUUCGGCCCAGUACGACACGUACAAUCCGGCAGCCAGUUUGGCGAGCCAUUCGUUGCAGUGCGCCCCCGCCCGCUGGGCAAAGUGUUUGUGUGAAGUGGAAAUUGCACGUGCACGUCGAGCAAUCCGAAGUAAGUUGAGGAAAAACAACCAUUAAAAUAAAACAAUAUCAAUCUUUUCCCCCGUUUAGAUCCAACACCCCUGAAGUGUGCGAAUAAAAGUACCAGCGCUGAUCGAAACAUAAAUAAGUUCGCGAAGCAGUCAACAGCAGCAGGACGACCUGGAGGAAUCAAAAAAUCGCGAGACGGAAUCGCCGAUGACCGUGGAGUACAACUCUGAUUGCGAGCUGAACGAGGGUGACACGCUGUGCAUCGAGGAUUCUGUCGAGGGUCAAGAAUCGAAAACCGGUGAGGAUCCCAAAUAGUUGGAGGAAUCUCCCAGUUCUGCCAUUUCACAAACAACAGCAGAGAAGAGGGUCACUCCACCGCGCAGCAGAAUUUCUCGACUAAUCGAAAGUGACUCUGAGGAUGAGAAUCCGGAACCCAGCGGAAAUAAAAGUCCAGCUGGCACCACAACUUCAAAAAGCUGUCCCGAAUCAUCGACAGCGAUUCCGACGAGGCGGACAGAACCGUCACGACUCGGCGAAACCUAAUUACUGAGUUGGGAAGUGACUCGGACCAGCUGGCCAAACAAAACCAGACGAUCGACGCCAUCGGGGACGAAAUCGACAAGACCAUGAGCCGGCUCAAGUCGUUGGUGGAUUCGGACUCGAGCUCGAGAAGGGAUCAGGAAUCGGUUGGUAAAAAAAGCGCAAAAAGAAGCUCAACACGAAGAAGGAGCGGUCCCAGGCCAUGGAGAAGAAAAAGGACCCGAAGGCUCUGCUGGCCAGUCUCAACCUGGAAUUAGCGACGACAGUCGCUCAAAGGCUAGCGGCAGUGGCGGCAGCGAUUCCGAGCCACCCGAAGUGACUCCGAAACGGAGAAUCAUGACCACAUAAAGAGUCGCAAGACUAGGCAGAGUUCCGAAGAUGAAGAAGAAGGUAUGAAUUUAAUUUUCUUGAUGUCUAGAGUAGAUUCUAAUAGCAACCGUCUCUUCCAGAUGUUCGCCAAGGCCGCCGAGCGGAUGGCGCGCGAAGCUUCGGUUUCCGUGCCCUAUCACAAACUGAAGUGGCGCACGCUGGAGGAGUUUCUGAACCGGCGUACGGUUCAAAAUCGGCUCGAGUUCCCCGUGGACGGCCGCCAAAGCCUGGCCGCUGCCAUUCGGAUGCCUCCGGAACAGCUAGAAGCGUUCGCCAAGUAUCUGGAGGAGCGCGAGAAGGAAACGAUCGAGUUGCAACGACAAGAAGUGCCAGUCUCGGAACCUAAAGCGACGACAACCCUCCCCGCCAUAGACACGGAACCGAUCGAGUCCCUGGGUGUCACCGACACUGAACCGGACGAGCUUCCCAACACCUUCGUGCCAAUUCACCUUGCUUGCUGCAGUGUGGUUCUUCCGACCGAUGGAGGUCGAUCUGAAGCGGAAACUCGGAUGGAAACCGCCGGUCGACUGUGCCGUCAGAGAAAUUUUGAUGCACUGGAAUCGAACGGUCGAAGGUCACAGGGCGGCAGCAUUUUUUCCUGACUCUGCUACUAGGAUGUGGUUUUCCGAUGACUGGAGUAAUGA